Messenger RNA from Brassica napus (rape), 1008 nucleotides. RefSeq names its product delta-1-pyrroline-5-carboxylate dehydrogenase 12A1, mitochondrial-like. Gene Ontology annotation, molecular function: L-glutamate gamma-semialdehyde dehydrogenase (NAD+) activity; aldehyde dehydrogenase (NAD+) activity. Gene Ontology annotation, cellular component: mitochondrion. NCBI's taxonomy places the organism in Eukaryota, Viridiplantae, Streptophyta, Magnoliopsida, Brassicales, Brassicaceae. Bases 1 to 459 code for a protein of 152 amino acids. The transcript has 6 exons. The record is from RefSeq and is a predicted model, not a curated record.
AUGAGUCAUAAGAUCUUUGACGAGGUGAUAUCUGGUGCUCACCCUGCUGAAGUACAGAGCUUUGUGCAGGGAAAGUGGAUAGGAUCUUCUAACUACAAUACUCUUCUUGAUCCUCUCAAUGGAGAACCUUUCAUUAAAGUCUCUGAAGUGGAUGAAUCAGGAGUUCAGCCAUUUGUUGAGAGCUUGUCACAGUGUCCCAAACAUGGUCUCCAUAACCCUUUCAAGUCUCCAGAGAGGUAUUUCAAGUCUCCAGAGAGGUACCUUUUAUAUUGUGAUAUUUCGACCAAGGCAGCUCAUAUGCUCGCCUUACCAAAGGUAUCUGAUUUCUUCACGAGGUUGAUUCAAAGGGUAGCUCCAAAGAGUUACCAGCAAGCUGCUGGAGAAGUCUUUGUCACACGAAAGUUCUUAGAUAACUUUUGUGGCGAUCAGGUAAUGCAGUGUUCUAAAAAAUCGGUUUAGAAUUCAAACAGAAUCUAAUAAAACGAUUUUUCUUGAACGAUUAUUUAAAAAAAAAAAUCGGUCCAAGCAUCCGCCUAAUUACUAUUCUCCUAUAAAACCCCUAAUUAUUGCUUAGUGAGACAUUUAACAUUUUUAAUAAUUUAUAAUCGUUUUAAAAAUUUAAAAUAUAACAUAUAAAUUUUUUUUAUUAUAUAGUUAAUGUAGUUGUUUAAUAUCUUUUAAUAAUAUAAAAUAAAACAAAAAAUAGAUAAGAUACAAAAAUUAUUAACAAAUAUUUAUUAUUCAUAAUUAUUAAUUAUCAUAUAUACGUUAAUCAUAUUAGGUAUUUCUGUAGCUUUUAUUUAAGGAAAGUGCGAGAAUAUUCUUGUGUACACUAUCUCUCAAUUUAAUAGUUAGUAUAAUAUAAGUUAAGAUGGACCAACCUAUAUCUUUAAGAAUUCUGAAUUUCAUUCUCAUAGUGACACGUGGUUACAAAAUAAUGUUGUAAUGUUUUUCAAUUAGUAUAUAAGAGAUUUUUUUUUCUAAAAUAUAAAAUAUUUAUUAUAGAAA